Odontomachus brunneus is the source of this 492-nucleotide messenger RNA. RefSeq names its product EKC/KEOPS complex subunit LAGE3 (gene Tcs6). Lineage: Eukaryota; Metazoa; Arthropoda; Insecta; Hymenoptera; Formicidae. The record is from RefSeq and is a predicted model, not a curated record. Gene Ontology annotation, cellular component: EKC/KEOPS complex. Bases 187 to 459 code for a protein of 90 amino acids. The transcript has 4 exons.
UAUUAGACAGUGGCGACUCGUAGCGGAGACUUUUCGGAUUAAUUGUGACGUGACGAGCGAAGGUAAACGUGGUAAUUAUUAUAACCUCUCUGAAAAGCCUGGAGAAACUUGAUAUUUGUUUAGUCACAGAUUAGCGUGACACCAGUAGAAAUUCAGUUUGAAUAAUUGGUAUUGUCGUAAAAUGCCAUGAGCAAUUUCAAAGUAAAUUUGUCCGUGCCUUUCCCAACUGUGAGGGAAGCAGAAGUGGCUUAUCAGGUACUCCGUGUUGACAAAGAACCACCAAGAGGUGGAGUGACUAAGGAGCUUGUAUUAAACAAUAAUAUCCUAGAAGUGUCAUUUAAUGGCAAAGAAGCACGAAAGGUACGUGUGGGACUUACAUCUUUCUUUGACAAUCUGUUGCUAGUCACAGAAACUAUCCAACAAUUUGGCCCACCUGAACCAACGUACAAUUAUUAUUAGCCAAUGGUGUCUUUUCCUAGCAUUUUGAUUAAU